AUGCCAUACAUUUGUUUGCUUUCGUAUUUGUUACGUGGAUAUUUAGUGCAACUAAGAGAGCUAGGACCUCCUCCAGUAGUCCUCCCUCCCGGUUAUGACGUAAAUGCUCGGUGUGAAUUCCAUUCUGGGGAACUUGGUCAUUCUGUUGAAAAUUGCAAGGCAUUAAAGUAUAAGGUACAAGAGCUAAUUGAGUCAAAGGCUAUCACGCUCGCUUUGAACGGUCGAAAUGUGAAUAAUAACCCUAUGCCGCAGCAUAAAAAUCCUACAGUGAACAUGAUAGAAGAAGUUGAAGGAAAGAAGUUGGUGUCCAAGGUGGACAAUUUGAAAACUCCUCUGUUUGAUGUUAAGAAAAAAUUACUGAUGAAUAAGUUAUCUCCCGAUUGUUACGCUGCUUGUGAGUGUUGUCUGAUUAAUCCGCAAACUUGCAAAAUCUUGAGAGCUUGUAUACAAGAACUGAUGAAUCAAAGGGUUAUGGUGGCAGAGCAUAUGUCUACUAUUGAAGAAAUUGAAACAUUGGAAAUUCCUUAUGAACAAGGUUACCCAUUGGAAAUCCUUUAUUACUUGACCCCGAUGAAAAUAUCUGUUGACCCAGUCACUCCUCUGACAAUCACUAUACCUACUCCUUUCCCGUAUGAAAAUACAAAGGCAGUACCAUGGACUUACGACUCUGUAGUCUACAUCCAUGGACGAAAGAUAGAGGAUGAACCUUUGGCGUUCAAAGAUCCAAUUGUAAACAUUGUUGGAACAGGGGGAGUAACUCGAAGUGGCAUAAUAUUUGCACCAAUGUCUCCUACAAAUGAAAAUGGUGGAACCUCAAGGAAAGACAAAGGGAAGCAGAUUGAGAGCAAUGAACAAGGGAAUAAUUCUACUCAAAUAGAAACUCCAGUUAGUGAGGUAGAAGAACUCAUGCGCAUCAUCAAGAAGAGUGAUUACAAAGUGGUUGAACAACUUAAUCAAACAUUAUCCAAGAUCUCGAUGUUGUCCUUGUUGAUGUGCUCUAAAGCUCAUAUGGAUGCAACGGUAAAGUUUUUUAGAUCAAACGAUGUUCCUCAGGAAAUUUUGGUUUGCCAAUUUGAAGGAGUUGUAAACAACAUUGCCUCCAGUAUUAGCUUGGGAUUUAAUGAAGGUGAACUCCCACCCGAAAGAAGAAAUCAUAAAAAAGCUCUCCACAUCUCCUUUGAGUGUGUGGACACAAUCUUGUCAAGAGUUCUGGUGGAUAUGGGUUCAUCUUUGAAUGUGCUACCAAAGAGUUCUUUAUCGAAGGUGACCAUUAAGAGAUUGGUAAUGAAGCCCAAUGAACUGAUAGUGAGAGCUUUUGACGGCUCUAGAAGGACAUUCAUUAGAGAAGUAGACUUCCCAAUUAAGAUUGGACCACAUACAUUUUCAUCACCUUCUAUGUCAUGGACAUCUACCUAG
This is a messenger RNA of Lathyrus oleraceus (garden pea), 1416 nucleotides long. RefSeq lists its product as uncharacterized. Bases 1 to 1416 code for a protein of 471 amino acids. Lineage: Eukaryota; Viridiplantae; Streptophyta; Magnoliopsida; Fabales; Fabaceae. The transcript has a single exon. The record is from RefSeq and is a predicted model, not a curated record.